Messenger RNA from Pteropus alecto (black flying fox), 4952 nucleotides. RefSeq names its product leucine zipper protein 1 (gene LUZP1). The record is from RefSeq and is a predicted model, not a curated record. Bases 456 to 3671 code for a protein of 1071 amino acids. The transcript has 5 exons. NCBI's taxonomy places the organism in Eukaryota, Metazoa, Chordata, Mammalia, Chiroptera, Pteropodidae.
ACGUCACCCUGCAGGCCUGCCCCUCAUUGUCAGUCCCGGGGAGCCGGAGGAGGCGCCGGCAGCCGGGAGCAGAUCGCCGGAGCCCUCCGCGGGCGGGAGCGCGGGCCGGAGCCGCCGAGGCCAAGAGGCAACUGCCAUUGAAAGAUAGUGAGUGACCGUUUCUAGAACAGCAGGCAUCGGGGGAGCAGCCAGAAGCAUUGACGGAAAAGCUUAAAUUACCUAAAUGGUCAUAGGGGUUGGAAACUUGACAGUGAUCCCUGGUAAAAUUCUAAAACUGACUGAGCAAAAGAUAAGAACACAAGUGACCUGUCGAAGCCAGCCUUGUAUUCACGAAGAACUGAUAAUGGUCUCCAGCUGCCAAAGAAGGUUGUGGAUGCCAAGAGAAAGGUAACCAUUUCUCGUCCCCUCGAGUGGAAUUGGAUGCCUCAAGGAACCCACAUUGGCUGGCAGUAGACAUGGCUGAGUUUACAAACUACAAGGAUACUGCCUCCGGCCGCCACCUGCGGUUUAAGUUACAGAGUCUAAGCCGCCGCCUUGAUGAGUUGGAGGAAGCCACAAAAAACCUCCAGAAAGCAGAGGACGAGCUCCUGGAUCUCCAGGACAAGGUGAUUCAGGCGGAAGGCAGCAACUCUAGCAUGUUGGCGGAGAUCGAAGUGUUGCGCCAGCGAGUGCUGAGAAUUGAAGGCAAAGAUGAGGAAAUUAAGAGAGCAGAGGAUCUGUGCCAGCUGAUGAAGGAGAAACUUGAAGAGGAGGAAAACCUCACCCGAGAGCUGAAAUCUGAGAUUGAGCGGCUUCAGAAACGAAUGGCCGAGCUGGAGAAGCUAGAGGAGGCUUUUAGCAGGAGUAAGAAUGACUGUACCCAACUCUGUCUGAGCCUGAAUGAGGAGAGAAACCUGACGAAGAAAAUCUCCUCUGAGCUGGAAAUGCUCAGGGUCAAAGUGAAAGAACUGGAAUCUUCCGAGGACCGCCUAGAUAAAACCGAGCAGAGUUUAGUGUCUGAGUUAGAAAAGCUGAAAUCUUUAACUCUGAGCUUUGUAAGUGAGAGAAAAUACUUGAAUGAAAAGGAGAAAGAAAAUGAGAAAUUGAUAAAAGAGCUCACUCAAAAACUGGAGCAGAACAAAAAAAUGAACAGAGAUUACACAAGGAAUGCAUCUAAUCUUCUGGAAAGGAAUGACCUACGGAUUGAGGAUGGAAUCUCGUCCACACUGCCGUCCAAGGAAUCAAGAAGGAAGGGCACGCUGGACUAUCUAAAGCAGGUGGAGAAUGAAACAAGAAACAAAUCUGAAAAUGAAAAGAACCGAAAUCAGGAAGACAACAAAGUCAAAGACCUUAACCAAGAGAUUGAGAAACUUAAGACACAAAUCAAACAUUUUGAAUCUUUGGAAGAAGAGCUUAAGAAAAUGAGGGCCAAAAAUAAUGACCUUCAGGAUAAUUACCUGAGUGAACAAAAUAAAAACAAACUCUUAGCCAGUCAGCUGGAGGAGAUAAAACUACAAAUUAAGAAACAGAAGGAGUUGGAGAAUGGGGAGGUGGAAGUGGAAGAUGCUUUCCUGUCCAGCAAAGGCAGGCACGAGAGGACUAAGUUUAGAGGCCACGGGAAUGAGGCAUCUCUGUCCAAGCACACAUCUCGGGAACUGUCCCCUCAGCAUAAGCGGGAAAGGCACCGAAACAGGGAGUUGGCUCUCAAUAAUGAAAACUAUUCUCUGAGCAACAGGCAGGUUUCCUCUCCCAGUUUCACCAACAGGAGGGCGGCCAAAGCUUCCAACGCAGGGGCAGGUACAGAUAGUGGGACUCAGGAGACAAAGAGAACUGAAGAUCGAUUUGCAUCUAGCUCCCCUCAGAGCGAAGGGAAGAAGUCCAGGGAGCAGCCAUCGGUGCUUAGCCGCUACCCCCCAGCUGCUCAGGAGCACAAUAAGGUUUGGAAGGGUACUCCCAAGCCGGGGACUGAGAGUGGGGUGAAGGGAAGAGUAGAGAAGACAACGCGCACAUUUAGCGAUACCACCCAUGGAUCUGUUCCCAGCGACAUACUGGGCAGAGCUGACAAGGCUUCUGACACCUCCACUGAGGCCUUCUUUGGCAAGCGGGGUCAGGUGCCUAGCAGUGGAAGUCCGGUAACUCAGGCCACAGAUCCUGGCAGUUCUAAGGCCACCGGAGCUCUGGCCUCGUCUCAGAGAUCUUCAGAAGGGCUCUCUAAGGGCAGAAAGGCUGCCAAUGGCCCUGAGGCUGAUACCAGUUCCCCAAAUUCCAAGGCUUCGCUUUUAUCAAAGUAUCCUUAUGGCUCCAGAAGCCAAGAGAACAUCCUUCAGGGCUUUUCAACCCCAAGUAAGGAAGGAAUUGAUCAACCCGUAGCAGUUGUAAUGGAAGACAGCAGUCAGCAUGAGGCCCUGAGGUGUCGAGUCAUCAAAUCCAGUGGCAGAGAGAAGCCAGACUCAGAUGAUGACAUGGACAUGACGUCUCUUGUUACUGCCAAGUUGGUGAACACAACCAUCACCCCGGAGCCAGAGCCCAAACAGCCCACCUCUAGAGAAAAAAACAGAUCUCGAGGGGGCCUUAGAACCUCCCUGUUCGAGGAUGAUAAAGAUGUUGGACCAGAAAACGAACCUGUGAAAACUGUCAGAGCCUCCAGCAAUGCCAUGGAGUUCCCGGAGGCAAAUGGUGCUGGGCUAAAAAGCCAACGGCCCUUCAGCCCCAGAGAGGCCUUGCGGUCUAGAGCUGUCAUCAAACCUGUCAUCAUUGAUAAGGAUGUGAAAAAAAUUAUGGGAGGAUCUGGAACCGAGGCCACAUUGGAAAAACAGAAACUCACCUCCAAACCAGGGCCAAACAAAGUGACAAGCAGCAUUACUAUCUACCCCUCUGACAGCGGCAGCCCUAGAGCAGCUUCUGGCGAAGCCCCACGAGAGAGGCAUACGUCUACCAGCAACAUCCAGGUUGGGCCGCCGGAACUCACAUCAGUUAGCAACCACGUCAACUCCCCCUUUGAGCUCUCCAUUCACAAACAUGACAUCACCUUGCAGUUCACAGAAACUGAAAGAAUGGGAGAUGGACCCCUGAAGAAUAGGCCUGAAACGGUGGUCUCUCGGAGCAGCAUUAUCAUCAAGCCAUCGGAUGCUGUGGAGAGGAACAACCAUGCGACCCCCGCGGAGACAAUCAGGUGGAAAAGCCAUAGUGCCCCUUCCGAGGUGAGCUCUUCAGAUGCCAGGCAUGUUACUGUGCGGAAUGCCUGGAAGAGCAGGCGAGACUUGAACUCUUUAGACGACUCCCCAGCUCGAAUAGGUAAAACUGUGGACUCUACCACUGCCUACGCCCAGAGGUCUUCCACAGACUAUUCAGACCUUGAACAGACCAGGUCGUACCUUUCUGAGCAGGGCACUCGAAGGGUAGGCAAUUCAGGUGAUGCCUCCGAGCUUUCCUCCCGAAGGACCCAAAGUAGCCUGACCGUGUCAGAGGUGCUCACUCGUCGGAAUCGGGUAGGAAAUGCUGUCUCAGCUGCAGCCUGGAACCACUCGGCAGGCAUGGAGGAAGGCGAUGACUGCACACUCAGUGUCUCCAGGCGACUGCACAACUCCUUGGAACGGUCUGAACUGCCCGUGAAGCAGGGGCUGUCAGAGCCUGGGCGAGUACGGGCUGAGGAACGGUUACGGCCAACGAAGCCCUGUGCUGAGGAAAACUGAGCCAGCUGGGUGAGGUCUUGUUUCCUCUGCUCCUGCUUCUCAGCUCUCCCACCAUCCCGCCCUGUGAAGGAUCCAAGGCCAGUUAACCAGGCUUUGGCUGGGAGACUGUGGCAGAAAACCAGGCUGUGGCUCAGAUCAUUUUUGCCAGUUGGCCAGAAGGGAUCAGAAAUUACAAGCUGGACAGAGUCACUCAGGCCCAGCCUCCCCUGAUUGAUGCAUGAGUCCUCUAUCUUUGUCCCUGUCCCCCAGGUAGGAUGGGCAACUCUGGCCCCCAAAUGGGGAAUGAUACCCCUUAUAUCCCCACCACACAACAGCCCCUUCUGUGUGGUUAAUUUUCUUAUUUCUUAGUCUCCUCACCACAUCCAGUUCACUCCUUGUCUGCCCUCGAGGCCGGAGUACCUACACUAAGACUGACCAGCCUUCGGCUUCAUCUAGGGGGCUUCCAUUCCUUUUCUCUUUGGAGUUCCUCAGACUUAUACAGAAGAGGUCUGUGCUGCCUCUGAGGGAUUAUAGGACUACUCUUUAGGUUGAAUUUGAAGCUUCUCUGACACGGCCCCCUUGCUGACCACUAUUUUCUGGGGGCAGAGCACACGGGUACCCACCUAUUGGAAUGACACCAUCCCUCCCCCACCCCCAGCUCUCUGCUCACCUUCCUCCAAAGGCACCCGGAAGUAUAUAAGCCUCAUGCAUCUCCUUCCCUGGGCACCAAUAAUGCUGCUGGCAUUGCCUGCUCCUCUCCUGUGGCUGGAGACUUCUGGCUGACUUUGUUUCCACCUUUGGAAUAUUCUCAGACUAAACUGGGCCUGACCCAGCAUAUUCUGCCUUCUAGGAAGCGCCCAGCAAGUGGGAAAGUGGAUAGGAAGCAGCAGUUUCCCUUUAGUCACUCCACAAAGCAAUAGCUCCACGAAAGGCCUGGACUUUGUUCUUCUUCCUUCACCCCCAUGGAGGAGGUGUCGCACUUUACCGAGCUGAUGCAUUCCUACAAGAGUGGGCCAUGAUUCCUGCAAACCAACUAUCCUGAUGACUUCCUGGGAGGAAAGGUAACAUGCCCAUCAAGGGCCCCAGGGUUAUAUAAUUCAAAAUGUCGCAAACUUUUCAGGAAGCCACAUAAAUAAAAAUUGGUUAGUUUCCUUACAUCAUUCACAUGGGAAAUUAAGAACAACAGUACAUUCUUGACACUGCUUUUUUCUGUAGCAUUCUCUCAGUUCAAAGAAGGGAUCCCCUGUCAGAGGCUACCUUUAGGAAGGCACUGUGGAAAGCAUUAAACUGGGAGUUGGGAAA